Molecule: messenger RNA, 1692 nt
Organism: Phaeoacremonium minimum UCRPA7
Lineage: Eukaryota; Fungi; Ascomycota; Sordariomycetes; Togniniales; Togniniaceae
Exons: 4
Coding region: 1-1692 (563 amino acids)
Source: RefSeq, a predicted model, not a curated record
AUGCAUCGCGAUCACCAUCAGCAGCACAAUGAGCGAGACGCAUGCCACUCUGGCAGCAGCCCCGCCACCAGCGGCAGCAGCACUGGUGCUGUUUCGACAGUCCUUGGCAACAACAGCGAAGGCGACCACUUUGUGAAUGAUGCCGCCGCCGAUGGCAACCAGGCCAGUAACAACAGCGAGGGCACAGAUGGCGGCGGCAGUGGUGGUGAUGGUGGACUGGAACACCGGCUUCUGGUCGAGGUGCGCGCUCGCCUUGGUGACCGCUGGAACUUCGCCGGCCCCUUCCGCAUCGGCUGGUCCAAUGCUGCCGACCCCCAUGAGCGGCUGCUGACCUACCUUGUCGUCGUUCGCAAAGAUGCUAUUUUUGACGAUGUCUGCGUCGCUACUGAACUGGCAGCCCGCUGCCAGGAGAUCUUUGUGAGUCGUGGCCUCGUCGACAUCGCAGUCGAGAUUGCCCAGUUUGUAGCGACUCCUUGCAGCGACAAUGACGAUCCUUCUCACCCCUCCGGAACUGAAGCCGCCGCCGGGUGGCACCCCAAGAACGAUUUCGAACAUGACUUUGGACCCAACCCCGCCAUCGGGCGUAGUAUUGGCACUACUAGAGCGACAGACAGCACGGCUACAUUAUGCGGCUAUAUCAAGAUCGAUGGUCAUAAGUACGGUUUGACGUGUCACCACGGCUUCUCAUCAGAUAGUAGGUUCACGCACACUUCCAUCCCUCCUUCAUCAUGCAAGCACCUGGUAUUAAAGACUGCUUCCUUCGUAGGAACACCCGAAGACCCCAUCUCGAUGUCGGCCGAACCACUUGUCGUGGAGAGCCCAUCUCCAGCUGACCAGGCAAGAUGGAGACAAUGGCUGGAUGAGCAGCUCAUCGAAGCGAGGCGCUACAACACGGCUCUGCAGGACAAGAAGGAACUUGCGGAACAAUACAGUGGCUUACCGUUUACGAAGCAGCAAGAGGAAAACAUGGCCAUGUGGCAAAGGCGCAUCCACACGCUGAAAGACAAACUCCAAACUCUGGAUGAUGCACACGAUACAGCAUCUAGCCACCGGCGACGCCUGGGUACGGUUCUGCUGUCUUCUGGACUUCGCGAUAAGACUAAAGAGGGUUUUGUUCCUGAUUGGGCGCUCCUCACGCUCAAUCCGGGUCGAUUUACAGACCUGGAAGGAGUUGACAAUGUCUUCCCCGUCUUCGCUCGCAAGGACUACAUCACACCCCCCAGCAUCGACCGGAGCAAUGUCGACUGCACAUCCCACUCAACCUCCAAGCUCAAGGAAGUGCUCGGCCAGCGUCCUGUCAAUGUCUACAAGAUCGGCCGCACAACGGGCACGACAGCAGGACGGCUGCACGAACUGCGCGUCGUGGCGGUCACAUACCACGGCGGGGUGGCGGUCGAGACCAAGGCGUGGGCGGUGACGGACGCGCCAGACAAGAGCAGCGGCUUCUCGGGGCGUGGGGACUCAGGCGCGGCGGUCGUGGAUGAUGACGGCGUGGCAGUCGGCAUGCUGACGGCAGCCGGCGGCCAGCUGGGCGUGCCGUCGUGCCUCACCUUCGUGCUGCCUAUGGAGGAGAUGCUUGAGCACGUCGGCCGCCGGGUUGCAGACCUUUGCGGGCAUAGAACUGCUGGACAAGGUGCAGAGGCUGGUGCUGAUGCUCGUACUAAUGUUACGGGUAAGGUUGAGUGGCUCUAG